Molecule: messenger RNA, 1089 nt
Organism: Melampsora larici-populina 98AG31
Lineage: Eukaryota; Fungi; Basidiomycota; Pucciniomycetes; Pucciniales; Melampsoraceae
Exons: 7
Coding region: 1-1089 (362 amino acids)
Source: RefSeq, a predicted model, not a curated record
AUGCCUCCUUUCAACACACAGUCUGCGGAGGUUCUACCAUAUACAAAUCUCGAGUGUCGCUCCCAAUCCCUUAUAAGUCCCCCCGUGACCUCGGUGGCGGGGAACGCUGAAGCCAAACAUUCGAUCGAUUCUCCUCUCGAUGACAGCGACCCAGGACUGCGCGCUUGUCCGAUGUCAGAAUCGCAUUUUGAAGUUGACAAUUCAGGAUCUCGAUAUUCUCAUGUCACUCCAACCCCCUCGUCUCUUGAGCCGCUCAGUGAGACAUCUGAAGUCUUCACAUGGGCACCACAGGCACGCUCUGUGGUUCUGAGUGAUCAUAAUCGCAUAUUUGAAAAUUUCCAAGAGCAUCUAUGGACUCCACCAAGCUUCCUGGCCCUGGAACAACCGCAAGAAGAUCUGAUUGCAGACGUUGUUAUUGGCACGACCAGACUGCUGGUGACCAAGACUCACUGUCUUUAUACUGAGAAUAUAUUAGGUUAUAGAAGCUGUUUAUUAGGUUUUCAAACCGUGUUCCAUCCUCGUCGCCCACAUGCAAGGAUCAAACACUCGGAAAUCAGUCUUUCAUUGUUUCCCGGACCGAAGGAUCCAGGGGGUCCAAAUCCAAUUAUUAAGGCAAUUCACCCUAGUCAAGGAGUUGUUCACAUGACUGGAGAACCUACUACAGUGCAUCACGGUAGAGAUACUUCAUUUGGCCUCUCACUUGGUGUCAAUGCCCAUGGAAAGGUGGAUCUUACACAUACUCGUUAUCAAUCCCGAAUCACCAAUUUGUCAGGAAGUAUUCUCUGCUCGGGGAUUGAAACAAACACAUUGUUAUUGACGCUGAAGGAGGAUCGUGAGGCGCGUGACGGAGUUCUCUCAAAGACACAAGCAUUUGAAGCAUGCUUGACUGUGAAAUCUAGGCGAGGUGGCGACUUCACUAUAGACCCCAGGAAUUGGGGCCCAAGAUCAAAGACUUGGACUUUCCAGUAUGAUGGAAUGGCUGAGCUUGGAAGACCUACAUUGCAACAUUAUCCUGAUGGAUCGAGAAAUUUAGUUUCAGUCUCUGAUAUUGAAAGUCGUGCUCUUCCCGAGAUGGGUCUCAUUGUUUAA